Messenger RNA from Aspergillus niger, 1305 nucleotides. RefSeq lists its product as uncharacterized. Gene Ontology annotation, biological process: establishment of mitochondrion localization; mitochondrial outer membrane translocase complex assembly; phospholipid transport. Lineage: Eukaryota; Fungi; Ascomycota; Eurotiomycetes; Eurotiales; Aspergillaceae. The transcript is spliced from 4 exons. Gene Ontology annotation, cellular component: ERMES complex; SAM complex. The record is from RefSeq and is a predicted model, not a curated record. The coding region runs from base 1 to 1305 and encodes 434 amino acids.
AUGCUCGAUUUCAUGGAUUACAUCCAACUCGCCUUCGCCGAGGCGACGAAUUGGAACCGCGACAAUUCAUACUCGUCGCUGACAGCCACUGCGCAGUCCCUCCUCGACUUCUCCACUCCCGAACGUCUGCGCGUCCAUCUCUCCUCCCUAUCCACUCCGCACUUCGCAACAAGUUACACCCUCGGCACCGUCGGCCUCAUCGAUGGCUCAGUCUCCUACCUCUUUAGCACUGUCCCUCUCGAUAAAUUCCCCAGCCGAAGUGCCCUGAUCCCCCUCCGCAAGCUCUCCCCGGGCUACCGUCAAGUGCAAGCACCCAUCGCACCCAUCGCAGAAACAAUCCUCAUCAACGAUGACCUCAACGAUGCCUCCGCAUACACCACCAUCGGCAAGAAGGCGACCCUCUUCCACGCAACCCUACAUCUCCCACCCCCGACAACCCUAAACGCCCUCUUCCUACGCCGUAUCUCCCCAACCAUGCAACUCUCCCUAGCAGUCUGCUCAACCCGAGGCCCGCCGCUCUCCAAAUCCGCCCCGCAAGCCUCUCUCCUCGCCCAACUCUCCCACAACACGGGCAAAUACAACAACGAGUACCUCUUCAGCACGGAUAAUGCCCUCUUCGGCUGGCGUGGACUGUGGAACUUCGGCCCGGAUCCCCGCGACCCUGUUGCUUCGGGCUCUUCUCCCAGGUUAUCGUUGCUCUCUGCUGGCGCGGAGGCUUACUAUUCUCCUGUUUCGUCGCUGAUUGGCAUGUCAACGGGACUGAGAUUUAGCACUGCUAAUGCCAACACCCCCAUCUCUACCUUCCCCUACACCCUCACUCUUACUUUGACACCGUUAACGGGGUCCCUCUCAACUACGUACUCCCUCCGCGCAUCCCCGAACCUAGCAUUUAGCUCCCGCUUCGGGUUUAACGUCUAUAGCUGGGAAAGUGAGAUGGUAGCGGGGUGCGAACUCUGGCGGAAGAGUAAGUCCCGCUAUCGUGAUGAUGGUGAUGGUGUGGAAUGGGCGCGACGGAAGAUACGCGAGAGCUUGUUUCCUCAUCCGCAUCCUCAUCUAUCUACCUCCACGCCUAAUGAUAUUAAAGAUCUAGCGGGCCAUGCAUUAGAGAAGAGUGGGAAAGGAGAAGAGGAGGAGAACGAAUCCGUGUUGAAAAUUAGGGUGGAUCAGUCGUGGAAUGUGCGGUUGUUGUGGGAAGGUCGGGUCAAGGAGUUGUUGGUACUAAUUGAUAGAGUGGUCGAGGUUUAUAGUAACGAAAGGUGUUUGAGAGAAUUAAGGUUAAUGGUGGUAUUCAAUUUGGAUUUAUAG